Molecule: messenger RNA, 1860 nt
Organism: Alternaria triticimaculans
Lineage: Eukaryota; Fungi; Ascomycota; Dothideomycetes; Pleosporales; Pleosporaceae
Exons: 3
Coding region: 1-1860 (619 amino acids)
Biological process (GO): cellular response to heat
Cellular component (GO): cytoplasm
Molecular function (GO): ATP hydrolysis activity; protein binding; ATP binding
Source: RefSeq, a predicted model, not a curated record
AUGACCAGCAGUGAUACAGUCGAGAAUAAGAUCACCAAGAAAAACGAUCCAGAUUCCUGGACGGAUUUAUUAACGCUCGAUCCUGAAUCUUAUCGCCUCCACGAACUGACACUGCAUCCCUACUACGACGACUCAAAAACGCCAGCCGACGAUAUACUUCAGUCCUGGGGACCUCCCGAAGCCUUCUCUAUCCUAACACUAUGUGCUGCUAUCCAAAAGAAAUGCUCUCUCACGGCCUUCAAAGCGUAUCUACAAACAUACGCGGGAAGUCCUGGGUUUCGAGAGACCUUGACCAACCACGGCUGGCCCCUGUUGUAUUAUGCGGCUGAACGCAACUCUGUUGAGAUGAUAUCUGUUCUUCAGCAACAUGGUGUCAACACUGAAGUCCCUAACAACACGUUUGCCAUUCCCUUGCUAGCAUACGUAGCUAUUCAUGGUCAAGCAGAAGCCAUCGACACCAGCGAAGUCAUGAAGCUUGUGCUUGCCAAUGGGGCCAAUCCUACGGUCAUACCCAUGGACAUGUGGGUCAAGUUCUUGGAAACGCCCCAAGACGAGCCUGUUGCCGCGAUCUCGGUUCCUAAAUCUGCCUUGCAGAAGUCAGCAUGGUGUACCCCGACGCUCCGGCCUGUUCUAGCUCGGGCCCUGCACCUGACCCAUCGAUAUCUACUGUCCUUGGCUUACAAGAUAGCACCGCUGCAUGCCAGAGCGCGUCAAAUCGCCAAAGGAAACAAGAUGCUUGAGCUUACUAAGCUUCCAUACUUCCUUGUUGGCCAGCGAUGUGCGACGAGAUUGGUCAUGAAGAAGGUCUACUCACACAUCGCUCAUCGUACCAUGAAACCACUGAUCAUGGCGUUCGCGGGUGCGUCUGGUCACGGCAAGACAGAACUAGCCAGAUCGAUGGGACAGCUUCUAUCCGUGGAUACCGUAUCGAUCGAUUGCGCCAGUUGCGGUGAUGUUUGGGCACUCUUCGGGUCGACUGCGGGUUGGGACCGGAAUGAGGACGGGUCGAAGCUCAACAACUUCCUGACUGACCACAGUGGAAAGCGAUCGGUUGUAUUCCUAGACGAAUUUGACAAGACUAAUCAGAAAGUUCGGGACGCGCUUCUCAACAUCAUGCAGAGCGGUGAGUACGAAAAUCGGCGUUCCAACAACGGUGUGGACUGCAAACAGACAAUAUGGAUCGUUGCGACGAAUUUCGGUGACGACGAGAUCAACACGUACUAUGCGAAACACAUCGAGAGGCUCAGUGAGAAGCAAAAGCACAACCUCGAUAUCAGACCCCUCCAAGUGAGUCUGGCACAGAAGUACGGUAGCAAGUUCGGGAUGCCGUUCACCGGGCGUCUGCAUCUGUUCGUCCCCUUCCUCCCAUUCUCGCCCUCUGAGUGCGCGGUCGUACUCCACAAGUUCAUGCUGGAAUACGCGACCAGCAUCCGCCAACCGAUCGAUCACGAUCCUAGCGUCAUCCGAUACAUCGGACAUUGUAGGUUAUCACUCGUUGACGACGGCAAGAUAUGUACCGCCUUGACUGAGAAGUACUACAGUAAGGAUCUCGGUGCGCGAAGCUUGGACAACGCUGUCAGGGAGGUCAGGGACGAACUUGCGGACAAGUACAGCGAGACCGACGUCCUUGCCACGGAAGAUCUUAACGACGGACCUCUUCAGACGUUCAUCGUGCGUCGGUUCCUCAUUGCGGAUGACGUCUAUGAAGUUGGAGUGUUCACGGAUGGAACGAGUGGUGGGGAGGAGACCGAUAGUGAAGAAGGGGCAAAUGGUGACGACGAGGCGAAAUGGGGAGACGGUGUUGCCGGAUGGAAUAAGUGGGAUGAAGAUGGUUCUCCUUCAGACCGCGACGAGGAUUAG